Messenger RNA from Drosophila persimilis, 13237 nucleotides. It is a transcript of the gene puf, whose product is annotated as ubiquitin carboxyl-terminal hydrolase puf. The transcript is spliced from 20 exons. Gene Ontology annotation, biological process: protein deubiquitination. Gene Ontology annotation, cellular component: nucleus; cytosol. NCBI's taxonomy places the organism in Eukaryota, Metazoa, Arthropoda, Insecta, Diptera, Drosophilidae. Gene Ontology annotation, molecular function: cysteine-type endopeptidase activity; cysteine-type deubiquitinase activity. The coding region runs from base 249 to 12062 and encodes 3937 amino acids. The record is from RefSeq and is a predicted model, not a curated record.
UUUCUCGCGAGAGCGCAGGUAUUCGAAGCGCAGUUAUAAAUGGAAUUGAACGUUUGCCGUGAGGAGCGAGUCAAGAGAACGAACACAAGCGCACCCGCACCAGCAGCAGCAGCAGCACCAGCAAAUUCUCCAACACGAAUCUAGAGGAAAAGCGGCCGCAGCCGCCGCCGCCAAUAGGGACAGGUCGCAACGCGGCUUUUUCUUUGUAGGGUCCCCCCGCUCUCGCAGGGCCACCGAACUGCAGCACUAUGUGCGAGGUUUGCACCGACUUCCAGAACCUCCUGGAGCUGUAUGAGGCGCGCGUGGCCAGCUCGGAGCUGAAAUUCCAGCUGCUGUUGAAGAGCGAGAUCGAGACGACAUUCAACUACAUCCAGUCAUGGCCCCAGCGGCAGUGCAUGUGCCUGUACCGGGACAACAAGAACUACGACCGGUUCAAUCUGGUGGUGCAGUCCCUCAUCUGCCUGACGGUGCAGCAUCUCAAGCACAUCGAUCACCUGAUUGAGAACUACAAACGUCUCACGGCCAGUGCCGCUCAGGUGGUGGCCCAGGCCCAGCAGCAGCAGCAACAACAGCGGGACUCCAGCAAUGAAACGGAGUCGCCGUCGACGGAGAACGAGAACAAGCCCAAGGAGUCUAGCCCAACUGGGGAAAACAGAAAGGAGUCCGGCGCCGAUGAAAUCCAGGCCGCUGGCGAUGGCCCGCCCAAGAGGAGCGGACCGAGCACACCGCCACCGCCGCCGCCCAGUGUCAAGGCGCACAUCCAGUACACGGAGGAGCCGUGGAUACUGCCGGAGGUCGAGAAACUGCUGGUGCUCGUCUCGAAGGUGUUUCUGCUCAACUUUCCCCUGUACAUUGCCCACAAGCAUGGGAUGCACUCGCGCCUGGACGACCUCCAGGCGGAAGAGGCCCACCAUUUGGCCCUAAUCUGUGAUCUACACGAUAAUGAACUUCCCAUCUACCUGCUGCGCAAUGUGAGUCUCUUCUGCAACUCGGGCGGCUUUGGGGCCAUGUCGCUGUGCUUCGAGCAUCCCGACCUGCCCGUGUCCACAGCCCACUCCAUGACCGCCGCUGUGUCGAAUGUGAAGCUCUGGCUCAACUAUCACUGCAACACGCAGCUGUUCGUGCCCCUGCGCAGCCGCAUCCUGCAGUUCAUGUGCAAGCUGUCCGACCAGAACCUCCGUUCAGCGGCCACCCGUGCCAUGGCCGACUUUGUGUGGUCCUCCCUGCGCGAUCCCCUCGAUGUGGCCGUCAACUUUGACACCGAAGGCCUGGCCCUGGCCUUCAAGUACUUCACAUCCACCACACUGACGAUGCGUCUGGCAGGCAUGUCGCAGAUCAACUCGCACAUAAACCUCUUCAACGAGAUCUGCACCACGGAGACGGUCAACGAAGUGGAGCUGUUUGGCCAGCGCAUCGCCAACUGGCUAACGGAGAACCACAUUGUCCAGCACCUGUUCGGGCCCAAUCUGCACGUGGAGAUCGUGAAGCAGGCCCACGUUCUGCUCAACUUCCUGGCCGUGGAGAAUCAAAUCUCCGAGGACGACAUCAAGCUCAUCUGGCAGGCCACCCAGCUGAAGCACUGCUCGAAGACCAUCUUCGAUAUACUGCCGUCGCUGGUGAAGAACCUGGCCCCCCGUCCGGCCAUGCACUUGUACUCGCUCCUCUGCCGCAUGGACCCCAAGGACCACACCGAGCAGAGCAUCUACAUUGCCUCGGCGCUAACCAAGCUACUGUGGACACGCGACUGCUCGCGCAGCCAAAUGAAUCUGAUGCAGGACCAUCUGCUGGGCGCCAAUGUGACCGCCUCCAGUUCGGACAGCGGCAGCAUCGAGGGCAGCAACACGGAGGACGAUCAUGUGGGCGCCGAUGACAGCAGCGUGGCCAGCGGAGGCGGUGGCGGUGGCGGCGGCGUUGCCGGCCCCAUCUGCCAAAAGAGUCCCAUCGACGGUAUUCCGCCCUGCAAGCAGGCCCGUCACCGGCGCCACAUCUGCGAUCCCACCACCGAGAAGGGCAAGCAACUCGGCCCCGAAGGCAAAGUGGAGAUGGUCAGAAACAAUCGCAUUGUGAACAUCAUCGACAACACGAGCAGCGAAGAGGAGCUGCAGUCGCGGGCCGCUUUGGAGCUGCAGCUGCAUCGCAACCGGAAGAAGACGAGCAACAAGCGGAGGCGCCAGAAGGCGGUCAACAAGCAGAUGAUGGUGAGCCACGAUCUGGUGGAGAUCUGGGACGGACCGGAGGAUGUGCCCAGCAGCGAUGACGGAGAUGCUGACGGCGACGGCGAGCUGCUGGCCGACAGCGACGACUGCAGCGAUGGGACAGCCAGCCAGCUGGUGCCCUCGGCUGUGCUGAAGCACCUCCAUGGCGAGGGCCCCUACAUUCGGGCCAUCGCCGAGACGAACAUCAGUGAGCUGCUGAGCGGGGGCGAGAACGAUGGCAGCUACUCCUCGCCGAUGAGCAACAAGUCGGAGAAGAAUCUCGCAGACUUCGACGACGAGGAUGUGUCCCCCUGCGAGGAGGAGCUGGCCCAGCUGGUCAACUCCCAUGCCGGGCGUGUGGCAGUGGCCGGUGCCAACUGCCGGGACGUGCCACCAGCCUUUGCGGCCGCCGCCGCUGCCAUGAUGGUGGCCCAGUCGGCCAUGGCCAUGCAGAAGUCGGGAGAGACCAAUGUAGCCGCCGCCGUGGCUGCCGUGGCCGCUGCCGCCGUGGCAACAGACAAUGCGCAGCAAUCGCUGGUGGCCACCAUGCGGCAGGCGAAUGCCAAUGCAGCUGCGGCCGUGGCUGCGGCUGCGGCCAACAAAUCCAAGUCGGACUCGGAUGGGGAUCUGCUGGAGGUCAAGCAGCCGCAGCAGCAUAAUUCCUCCAAGGGAGGGACCAACACCACCUCCGUACAGCCUUCCUUCAAACUGAACGACGUCUGCCUGCCGGGGAAUACGCUGUUAUGGGAUCUGCUGCAAGAUGAAAAGAUUGGUCAACUGGGUGAAUCUCUGGCCCUGGAGGCGGAGAAGGCGCUGGCCACGCUGCUCUGCUUCAGCAUGGACCGCCAGCUGCGCACAAAGUUCAUCGAGGGCUGCCUCUUCAACGUGGCCAACAAUCGGAGCGUGAUCGUGAGCCUGCGCCUGCUGCCAAAGCUGUUUGCCUCGUUUCAGCAGUUCCGGCCGUCGGACACCCACUCGAUGACGCUGUGGGCGGAGCGCAAUCACCGGAUGAUGCAGUGCUUCUUCCAGAACAUCCGCUUCUAUGCGCGACGACACGCCGAGCUGCUGGUCAACCAGAACGGGGAGCAACAGCAGCAGCAGCUCGGCGGACAGCUGUACUCGCACAAGACGCAGGUCUCGGUCCGGCUGCAGUUCCUUUCGUCGAUCUUCUCGACGGUGGGCUCCCCCAAGACCUUUCGCCUGACUCUGGAGCAGCUGGAUGCCCUGUGGGAGUGGCUGGCACACGAUCCCGAGUGCGCCGACUGCUACUUUUCGUGGCUGCAGGCCCAGGCCAAGGGCGGAGACCAGCAUGCCCUCGGCAUCGAGGCUCUGCAGCAUCUGUACUUGAAGAAGCUGCCCGAGCUGCGGCCCGAGGAGUUCUCGAUGGUGGCUCUGGGGCUGUUCCAGCAGCUGUGCAGCUUCGCGCGCAUCGCCAUGGCCGAGUACGACAAGCACAACGACCAGAUCUCGUCCACGGCCAGUGCCGUGGGCAUGUACCACCUGUGGAAGAUCGCCCUGCGAGCGCAGAGCAACGAGGUUUCUCUGGCGGCCAUCCAGUACAUCAACAUGUACUACAUGGGCCAGCAGCUGCGUCUCGAGAAGGAGUUCGUGUCCCAGUGCAUGGAGAAUCUGGUGCAGGCGGCCACAGCCCUUGAAAGCAUUGAGGACGAGAACGCUCUGAUGAGGGUGCAGCGCGGCCUGCUCCUGUUGAACACACAUCUGGACACGUUCCGCCGGCGCUACGCCUUCCAUCUGCGGCGCUGGGCCAUCGAGGGCAAGGGCAUUGCGUCGCACAGCAAUCUGAAGAACGAGGGCGCCGGGGCGCCACUGCGGAUACUGCUGCAGCAGGCGGGGCUCUCGGAGAAGAGCUCGCUGCAGAUGCACGCCUGCGAUCUGAUUGCGGACCUCAAGGCCGAGGUCUCCAAGUGGUGGGAGAGCCUGCAGACGGGCAUGGCGGCGCCAGUGCUGGGACUGCUGCUGAGCGACGGCCCGCUGAGGAUCAUCACCCAGGGCCAGGAGCUGACCUCGGACUACGACGAGCGGAGCCUGGGCGAUGCCGGCUUCAAGGAUAAUCAGAUUGUCUACGUGUCCCUGGGGGGACGAGGCGCACGCCGAAAGGAAUCGAAUCUGGAGCAUCCGUCGAUGCUGCCACCGCCGCCCAAGGAAUGCCUGCCCACCGUGCUCCUGCUGCAGCCAAAGUACUUCGAGAAGCUUUUCUGCCUGAUGCAAACCCUCGGCGACAUGAAACCCCAGGCCUCGGCAGUGAAUCUGCAGCACCACACAAAGGCGCAGCUGCUCUCCCGCCGCGUCUGGGACAUCCUGGCCAUGCUGCCCACCAAUCCGCAGAUCCUCGAUGCCUUCAAGAGCCUGGUGACGGACCUGGGCGAGCUGGAGCAACUCGAUGCGACCGCCUCCGAGGACAAGGAGAAGGAGGAGCAGCUGGCCAACAAACGCAAGCAGAUCAAGCAGAAGUUUCGCGACCUGCUGGACCCCAACAACCUGCAAAAGUUCAUGUAUUCGUUGCACAUUGUGGAGAGCCUGGCCCUGAGCAGCGUGCGGCGCGAGGCCAACGGCAAUUUCGAGGUGAUGCGCGGCAAAAAGUCGUCGUCAUCGAUGGCCAGGCGAAGGAACAGCAACGAACCGCCACUGCCGCCCCCAGAGCCGAACUCCAAGCAGCAGCAACAGGCACAGAUCUGCGAGUUGCUGGAGGAGUCGGUGCUGAGCGGUGGCCAGCAAUCGGACACAGAGGCCAGUGGCAGCAGUGGCGGCGACAAGGAGAACCAGCCCAGCAGCAGCAGCACCACCACCACCACCAAGCAGCAGCAGCAGCAGCACUGCAAGCGGCAAAAGAAAAGCGAAAGCCUGGACCGACCCGUGGGCUGUGCCACACCGCCGUCGCCCAUACCCCCACCACCGCCACUCACGACCAUGGCUCAGGCCAUUCCGACAGGCCCCGCGCCCCUGGUGCUAGGCGACAACAAGUGGAGCGAGGCGUUCGUCAAGUGCGGAGGCCUGCGGCAUCUCUACGAGAUCUUCAUUGCCGGCCAGCUGCAGCAGAGCUCCUAUCCGAAGGAAGUGGCCUUGAACGAGUGGCGCCACGACUGCCUAGCCAGCCUGUUGCGCAUCCUCUGGCUGCUGGGCUUCGAGGAGCUGCAUUCGCCGGACAUACACGUGCUCCUGUCGCGGCCACAUCCCUUCAUGCUGCAGCUGAUGGAGGUGCCGCAGUGCCUGCGGCGUCUCUCGAGCAUCCUCAACGACGAGGUGUACCAGAACGUGUCGCCCAACUCCCUGGUGUUCCCCUACCAGUUCCACCAGCUGCGCACGGGCUUCUGGGGCCGGGCACAGCUCGUCCAGUUCAGCAUGAACAUCCUCGUGAGCUUCAUCCACGCCUCGGCGGAGGCCCGCCGCGUGCUCUGGUCGCAGGGGGACCCCGGCAUGUGGCUGCAGAAGUUCAUACUGGAGGAUCCCGAGCCAUCGGUGCGUCGCGAGAUCUGUGCGGGCCUCUAUCGCAUCUGCUUGGGCAAUGCCCAGAGCUACCGCCUGUUGCUGGCCCCGCUACUGCACAAGCUGAUCACCCUGCUGCCGAUGGCCGAGCAGAUGAGCGCCUCCACGCAGCACACGCAGUUCCUGCUGUCGGAGGAGGGCAAGGAGCCGUACGGGCCCGCCUGCAGGGACUACUUCUGGCUGCUGGCGCGCCUCGUAGACACCCUGUCGUCGGAGAUUGGCGCCGAGGAGCACAUCGACAUCGAGAUGCUGUGCGAGAGCAUCUCCCAAAGCAUCCUCACCCGCGACUACUACGAGCUGCGGCAGGGCUUCCAGGACGACGCCAUGGUGGGGCUGCUCAACCUCAUGUCGAACCUGAUCAAGCACGACACCCGCUUCAAGUACAAGCCCAAGAUCCUGGUCUUCAUGGACCAGCUGCUGGGCCUUCUCUUCGACAUGCCCUCGCCCUCGGACCGCCACAAGCCCAAGUGCAAGUCCCCCACGUCCCGAGCGGCCGCCUUUGAUCUGCUAAUGGAGCUGACCCGCGGCUGUGCCACCAACUUCACCUAUCUCCACGGCCGGCUGAUGGCCCAGCACAAGUCGGGGCCGAAGCCCCCGUACCCGUGGGACUACUGGCCCCGCGACGAGGGGCGAGCCGACUGCGGCUACGUGGGUCUGACCAACCUGGGGGCCACCUGCUACAUGGCCUCCUGCAUCCAGCACCUGUACAUGAUGCCCCAGGCCCGAGCGGCGGUGCUGCGAGUGCCCCCGGCGGGGGCCCAGAAGCAUGCCCCCACGCUGCUCGAGCUGCAGCGAAUGUUCGCGUACCUGCUGGAGUCGGAGCGGAAGGCCUACAAUCCGAGGAACUUCUGCAAGGUGUACCAGAUGGACCACCAGCCGCUGAAUACCGGCGAGCAGAAGGACAUGGCCGAGUUCUUCAUCGACCUGGUGUCUAAGCUGGAGGAGAUGACGCCCGAUCUGAAGCAUCUGGUGAAGCGGCUCUUCUGCGGGACGCUCAGCAACAACGUGGUCUCGCUGGACUGCGGCCACGUCUCGCGCACCGCCGAGGAGUUCUACACGGUGCGCUGCCAGGUGGCGGAUAUGCGCAACUUGCAGGAGUCCCUGGACGAGGUCACCGUCAAGGACACCCUUGAGGGCGACAACAUGUACACUUGCUCGCAGUGCGGCAAGAAGGUGCGCGCCGAGAAGCGGGCCUGCUUCAAGAAGCUGCCCCAGAUCCUGUGCUUCAAUACGAUGCGGUACACGUUCAACAUGGUAACGAUGCUCAAGGAGAAGGUGAACACCCACUUCUCGUUCCCGCUGCGCCUGAACAUGCGCCACUACGUGGAGAAGACCCUCAUGCCGCAGCAGUACAAAGAGGAGCGCGAGAAGCGGCAGCGGGAGAGCGAGGCGGGAUCGGGCGCGAACGAUCGGGAUGAGAACGAAAAGGCUGAGGCAACGCUGGAUGCGGACAUUGAGGAGUGCUAUGAGUACGAAUUGGUAGGCGUCACCGUCCACACAGGCACCGCCGACGGCGGCCACUACUACAGCUUCAUCAAGGAGCGAACGAAGAACAACUUCCAUCCGCUCGAGCGGUGGUUCCUCUUCAACGACGCCGAGGUCAAGCCCUUUGAUCCCUCGCAAAUAGCAGCCGAAUGUUUUGGCGGCGAGAUGACAAGCAAAACCUACGAUUCGGUGACGGAAAAGUAUCUGGACUUUAGCUUUGAGAAGACCAACUCCGCGUACAUGCUUUUCUACGAGCGACGGCUGCCGGAGCAUCUGCAGCGUCGGCAUUCCGAGCUGCUGGUCACGCCCACGCCCAGUCCCGCCGUGGAGGAGAAGCCAGAGGCGGGAGCAGCAAGUGCCCAGGAGGAGGAGGAGGUGGAAGUGGAGGAGACACCGAAGGUGGAGAAAGUGGAAAAGGAGAGCGAGAGUAAAAAGGAGGAGCCAAAAGAGAAACUGGAGGAGCGGCGUGAGGGGAAGAUGCAGACUGACAGGACGGACCAGGAGGAGGAGCAGCAGCAGCCGCAGGAGGAGCAGCAACAGCCGCAGGAGGAGCAGCAACAGCCGCAGGAGGAGCAGCAGGAUGGGGAUGGGGAGGGGGAGCAUCUAACAGCCAAUUGUGAUAAUUCUAAGCCAAGUAACAGCAGCAGCAGCAUCAGCGAGCAGCAACCUUCCACCUCCAAGACUUCUUCGUCCUUCAAGCUGCAGCUUCUUCGUCCUCUGCUGAACAAAGAGCUGGAGGACUGGAUCUGGCAGGACAACCGCCAGUUCCUGCAGGAGCGCAACAUCUUCGACCACACAUACUUCAACUUCAUGUGGCAGCUGUGCAGCAUCAUACCGCAGACUCUGGUCUCCGAAGCCGACUACACCUGCAUGGCUGCCCAGUUGUCGGUGUCGUUCUUCAUCGAGACCUUCAUCCAUGCCAAGGAGAAGCCCACAAUGGUGCACUGGGUGGAGCUGCUGACCAAGGAGUUCAUUGGGAGCCAUGAGGCCUGCGAGUGGUUUCUGUCCCAGAUGGCCCUGGAGCCAUUCUGGCCAGUCCAGGUGCUCAUCCAGUGCCCCAAUCAAAUGGUGCGCCAAAUGUUUCAGCGGCUAGUCAUCCACGUAAUCCAGCAGCUGAGGGCAUCCCAUGCGGAUCUGUUCCUGGACGUGGAGACAGAUGACGAAGGUAAGGAGCUGAUUGGCCAGGCCUCGUGCGUGACGCGAUUCAUUGGCUCCCUGAUCUCGCUGCUGGAGCACGGGGCGCGCUCGCAUCUCCGUCAUCUGUCCGAGUACUUCAGCCUGCUGUGCGAGUUCUCGCGCAUGGGCGACGAGGAGGCCAUGUUCCUCCUGCGCAUCGGAGUGCUCAAGAGCCUGGUGGACUUCUAUCUCGGCAACAAGCAGACGACGGACAGCAUCGAAAUCAGCUCGGACAACGAGGACAACUCCUCCGACGAGGCGCUCUCCGUGGAGAAGAUGCGGCCGGCCUCGCUGGACAAGAUGAUAGCGCUCUGUGCCAGCCUCGUGGAGAGAUCCCGCGGCCCCGAUUUCCGUCUGAAGCUCUCCCCAAAAGACUUUAACGCCAUAGCCGGCGGCAAGGGUUUUCCAUUCUUGUACCAACAAAUAAAGGAUGGAAUUAAUCCGCACCAGACCAAGCAUUUAAUCCAUGCUCUCUGCCGCUGGGACGACCGCCUGGCCACCCAGAUCGUCAGCAUGCUCUUCGCGUCGGUCACCAAGCACACGGAGCUCUGCGCCCCCUUCUUCAAGCUGCUCACGCUGCUCACAGAGACCCAGGGCGGUCCCGUGGGCCUGCCCUGCUUCACGCAACUCAUUCUGCCCCGCAUGUGGGACGCCGCCGAGUACUGCCCGCAGUCCGUGCUCGACUGGCUCUCCCUGCAGGCCACCAAAAACAAGAUAGCCCACGCCUGGAUCCUCCAAUCCGCUGAGCAGUGGCUGGAGCAGUUCCUUCUAGCCCACGACAACACGCGCGUGCGGAAUGCUGCCGCCUUCCUGCUGGUGGCUCUGGUACCCUCGCAGCCCUUCCGCGCCAACUUUCGGGCGCACUCGCAGCACAAGCUGUUGGCCCUCAAUCCGCACAGCUAUCGCGACAUCAAUAGCGAGGCCCAGGUGGUGCUGCAUCAGGUGAUCACGCUGCUGCUGCGUCUGUUGAGGCCGGCGCGCGUCUAUGCGGACAUUGCCUCCCAUGGCACCACCAAGCUGACCGCCUACUUCAACCUCCUCAGCUACUGUAUGGUUUCAAAGACUGAAAAACUAAUGAUAGGUUCGUUCAUGCGCUCCCUGUGGGAGCUGUUCCAUCCGCGCCUCUCGGAGCCCAGUGUGCCCGCCCAUCACAACAAGCAUGCGCUGCUCACCUUCUGGCACCAUUCACUGGUGGACUGUCCCGAGAAUGCCGCCCAAGUGGCCAGCUGUCCGGAGAUAACGCGCAACAUAGCAUUUAAUUAUAUAUUGGCCGAUCAUGAUGACGCCGAGAUCGUCACCUACAACCGGUCCAUGCUGCCCGCCUACUACGGCCUGCUGCGGCUGUGCUGCGAGCAGAGUCGUGCCCUCACCCGCCAGCUGGCGCAGCACCAGAACCUGCAGUGGGCCUUCAAGAACAUCACCCCGCAUCCCACCCAGUAUGCGGCCGCUGUGGACGAACUGUUCAAGCUGAUGGCUCUGUUUGCCACACGGCAUCCAGACGCCGGCGAGCAGGAGAAGCUGGAUGUCAUACAGUUCAGGCGGACAAUCAUUAUGUCCUACAUGAGCAGCCUGGACGCACGGGUCUCCUGGUCCACGCUGAUCAGUGCUCUAAAGAUAUUGGUGGACAAUGAGGAUGAUCGCAUGGUGGUAAUCUUCAACGGAGGGAUUGAGAUGUGCUUUGAGGCGCUGCACACGCUACAUUCCAUGCAUCACGAGGCGACGGCCUGCCAUGUGGCCGGGGAUCUGUUCGAUCUGCUCGGGGAGAUGCUCCUGCUGCUGGCCACCCUGCGCACCCGGACGGACAGUCCCGCCCAGAAGAAGCAACAGCAGCAGCAGCAACAACUGGAGCAGCAGCUACAACUGCAGCAACAGCAGCUCCUGCAGAAGCAGCAGCAGCAGACACAGAGCACCCAGGCCCCGCAGACGCCGCAGCAGAAGGAGAAGCAGCUGCAGCAGCAGAUGCAGCAGCAUCUGCAACUCCAGCAGCUGCAGCACAUGCAGUUCCAGCAGCAGCAUUUCUUGCGCCAGCAGCACCAGCACACGGCCCUGGCCAAGGCCCUGCCGGAUGCGGUCAAGCGGCUGGCCACGCUACUGAACACAUUCAACUCGCCGGAGAUCAGCCGCAUGGCCCUGGAGGUGCUCAAGGAGCUGGUGCGGAACACCAGCCUGGAGGCCACCAAUAUACUGGCACCCAUUCUGAUCAACUGCCAUUUGUCCGUGGCCAAUGCGCCGAAUGCCAUCGGACCCCUGGGUCCGUUCUUCCCACGUCGCGGAGCCAAGCACACACCCUGGCCGCUGGGGGCCAAGAACUCGCCACGGCCGCCCCGGCCCAUGGUCCAGAUGUGCAUCGCUUUGUCCGAGCUGACGCCGCGUGGCCUGGAUGCGGAGUACGAUGCCCAUGUGGAGGCCUUCUACAGGCCCUAUCACGACUUCAUCGACGUGAUGAUGCGGAUGUGCGUCAACACGGGCUCCCUCAACGACACCCUGGUCAAACUGCACUGCCUGGUGGCCAUCGAAUCGACGCCGCUGCAUUUCAAUUACUUUCCCAAGUUCUGGGUGGGCAUCCACAACAAUGCCCUGACACACAAAUACACGGAGCUACUGGUCAAGAACCAACUGCUGGUGGAAUACCUGCACAAUGUGCUCAGGGACGAGCGCAGCAUGCUGAAGGACACGUGUGUGCGCGAGUUCCUGGAGCUCUACUACCAUCGGGUGGCCACCCAGCUGCCAGUGGCGCGCAUGAUCUACACGAUCAACUAUGGCAUGCACUCGAAGGAUGACAUCGAUGAGCUGUGCGGAGAUCUGUUUGCCAUACGGAUCAUUGCCGAGGCGACGGGUGUGCCGGCCACCGUGCGGAAGGAGUUGCGUGGCUCCCUCAGGGCGCUCCAGAACAAGAGCGAACGCUUCAGGAUAGAGGCAGAGCGGGACGAAUUUCCCAACAAGAAGCAGAAACGGGACUCGUACAAGGAGAAGGAGAAAGAUCAGGCGGCGCAGUCUGACACCGAUAACUCCUCGGUUACGGAUCCCAGCAAGGCCACAGAUGUCUCCAUGGAGGUUGUGGCCACCAACAGCCUCAACAGCGACCCAGUUGUCGACAAAACUGCCAAACCACCGACACCUGCCGGCAGCGAGGACGAGCAAAUGGAGAGCACGUCUUCGGAGAAGCUCGUAGAGAAAGCUGGCUCGACCCCAUCGUCUGACGAUGAAACGGAGCUUGAGGAUGAGCUCGAGCCCACGCCCAAGCGCAACAAGAAGUCCAGCAACAAGAAAACCGCACAGGAUCGCCUGAACGAGGAGCGAGAGAAGCAUCUGAUCACGCUAAUCACCAUGGAGUCGUACAUCCAAAAGAUUUUCUCCAUCUUGAAGCGAGACUCGAAGCAAAUAGAAGAGCAGGCGGCAGCCUCCGAGGCCUCCACAUCGACAGCGGCGGCGGCGGCAGCGGCGGCGGCCAAGGCCAGACCCAAGGGGGCGCACACUCCGCCAGAGCCGCCCAUGCCCGAAGCGUCCAUGGAAACGGAGACGUCAUUCUGUGGACGGACAGAGGCCGAAAAGCGACCGCAUUCGCCCGUGGCCGGCAAACCCAAUGGCAGCCAGCCGAUGGCCGACGAUUCCCUGCCCAGCGUCAUCGAGGCUGCCCUGGCCACGCCCACCACACCCGCUGUUGCCUCCACAUCCCAGGCGGCGAGUCCAACACAAAUGUAGUUGUCGUUCAACGAUUUGAUCAGCAUUUUAUUUUUCGGCAAGCCCCUGGACUGAUGAUGGGAAAGCGGGGAUGAUGGGAUUGGGGGGCUGCUGCUUAACUUGUAAGAAUUUCGUGGCCAAAGGUCAAUGUUAGAUACGGAUACAGAUUAAUGUAAGCAACCCAAGGUUGGUGCUAAUGUUUGACUUGUGGACUCCAAUCUGCUCCACACACACACGAAGAGACAGACGGAACAGACGGACAAAAGAAUUCAGAUUUAAAAAAGUUACGGAUACUAGAUUGUAAGGUUAGCUUAGCGGCAUCUAACUCACACACAUUCAAGACCCACAAACACAUACAUAUAUUCAAUAUAUAGCUAUAAAUGUAACUAUUUGUAAGACUCCCCAAGCACACAACCAAGAAGGAGCCCAAGCAGAUUACCUUUCAGAACUUAGCCAAGUGCAAAAGAUUGGAAAACAAUUUGUAUGCCAAAAAGAACAUCAAACUCAAGACAAAGCUGAAAUAUUACAAGAUUACCAUUAACAAAUGGCAUUGAAUGUUUUAACAGCAAUAGUGGCAGAAGAGUAUAUCAAUGAAACGGCUUACGAGACGCUAAUAUCUAUUAUAUGUGUUGUAUUAGGAUCCAUUAAGUGUCAUUUAUGAAACGAUGCUAAGAACAUUUGCUCCUCCUCAUCCUCCUGCUCCUCCACCUCCACAUCCCCUUACCCGUCCCCGUCCCACCAGCACGGUAAACGAGAAACGAUACGUUAGAAAUGAACAGAUAUUAUUACGAUACCUAUAUAUAUAUAACUUAACGAAACAUUUUAAAAUAUUGGAUGUGUGUUGUUAGCCAACGAUUUCCAAUGUGAAUUGUGCACAACGCAAACAAAAUCGAACAGUUCUUUUAGUUCAAGUUAUAAAAUACAACGUAGUCCGUAAGCGAUUGCUGUCCCAAGGUGAAACACAACAGGACACAAGAAAUGAUACCAAUAUAAAUAAUAAUAAAUAAAUAAAGCUUAAAGUAAUGGCCCGCCCCGACGAAUCCCGGGGAGGGCGCACAUUGUUAGACAUAAGCCACGUACACCCCCAGCAUACGAUCGAAAUCUACAAUGUAAUGUGUUGAAACAGAAAACAAACGAAAACUAAAAUCACAAACUAAAAUCAUGAGAGAAUAUAAGUUAACUGAUAUGUAAUUGAA